AUGCGUCACUCCAGCCCAACCCGUCUCAGCUCCCUUGGCGAAAUUGAACCAGCGGAACCACAGAGAAAAAGUGGUGAGAACGGCCAUGAAGGGGACUCUUCCAAGUCUCCUGAGACGCCGACAAUCGUCCUGGUGAACUCUCCAAGCGGGAGACCAGAGUCAAAUACGCUCAAAACUACUACGUCGGCUCCAGCUCCAGUGCAAGGGCACGCGCGUUUUCCUUCUCGCCACGACGCCGACAAAAUUCAGGGUGUCAGCAUCAAGGACACGUUUAAACGGCGCCGCUGCGGCGUUUUUGCGAAUAGGUACUUUGAAAAGGGUGAAAAUAUCAUCGUUGAGCGUCCCGUAUUCUCGUGCAGCCGUCAGCUUACGGCAAAAGGGGGGGACAAAUGGCCAAUUGCAGAAGAAUGGUGCAAGCAGCCAGAGGCGAUCCAACUGAAACUUCAGAAACGUUUUCGCAAGCUGCGGUCGGUACCAAUAGGCAAGAAGAAGCUCGGGUGGUAUUGGAGAGAGAAGAUCAAGAGAUUCUUUUUGGAAUACGCAUUCGUGAAUCCCCAGAAGACAGAAGCGCACAUCUAUCCCGUGGGAUCCCACAUGAACCACGCAUGCACAUCCUGCGCCAACGCCGAGCAAUGGACGGAAUCUGGACCCCCGGACCGCAUUCUUGUCAGGCUUGUCAAGCCCGUGCGAGCAAACGAGGAAGUCCUCAUAAACUACAAUAACCAGGUAGGAGCUUCGUUGGGUUGCGCCAAAUGCGGUCCGCAUGGCCUGAGGGGCCGGCUCGGAGAUAUUCGUAGAAGCAUUUCUCGGCUGAUUUCUCGACCUGUCUAA
Messenger RNA from Trichoderma atroviride IMI 206040, 831 nucleotides. RefSeq lists its product as uncharacterized. The record is from RefSeq and is a predicted model, not a curated record. Lineage: Eukaryota; Fungi; Ascomycota; Sordariomycetes; Hypocreales; Hypocreaceae. Gene Ontology annotation, molecular function: protein binding.